AUGACAUUGCAAAAACAAAGACAGAAUUCACAAAUCUCUUUGGUGGACUUACAGAGAUUCGUAAUAAAUAUAUCGGUAGUUAUGCUAUUGAAGAAUCACCAUUUUGUGAAAGACCUUACUGAUCACCUUGACCCAGAUGAACAAAGAGGUAUGUAUCAAAAAAUUAUGGGAGCAGUCGACUCACAGAAUGGUGCAGUCUUCUUCCUACAUGGUUACGGUGGGACCGGAGGUCGAACUGCACAUUCAAAAUUUAAGAUACCAGUGCCAACACUAGAUAAUUCUACUUGCAAAAUUGAGUACAAUGAUGAUGUGGGAGACCUUCUUAGACAAACUAAACUAAUUAUUUGGGAUGAGGCUCCAAUGGCACACAAGCAUACUUUUGAAGCACUUGAUAGAACGCUCAGAGAUGUAAUGUCUAAAUACAGUAACUCAAAGGAGAUGUUUGGUGGAAAAGUUGUUGUUUUUGGAGGUGAUUUCAAACAGAUUUUACCUGUUGUCCCUCGAGGAAGCCGUUCAGAUAUUGUACAUUCUGCCAUAAAUGCGUCUUACAUAUGGAAUUCUGUUCAAGUGUUAACAUUAACCAAAAACAUGCGCCUACAAUCCGGUCCGACACAAAAUGAUAAAAAUGAAAUGCAACAGUUUUCAGAAUGGUUGUUAAGAAUUAGCGAAGGAAAGGUAUCUGAGCCCAAUGACGGUGUGGGAGAUUUUGAAAUUCCACCUGACCUGUUGAUAACACAAUUCGAAGACCCAAUCGUCGCCAUUAUUGAUGCUACAUAUCCUGACUUUACUCACAAUUAUCAUUCGAUCCAAUACCUUAAGGGUCGAGCAAUUCUGGCUUCAACAUUAGAAAUUGUGGAUGAAAUAAACAAUCAUAUCCUUGACUUAAUCCCAGGAGACAUGCGGGAUUACUACAGCUCCAAUUCUGUUGAUAAGUUCGAAAUCAAUGGCGACACGGUGGUAAAUAUCCUAACUCCAGAAUUUCUCAGUUCGCUCCGUACAUCUGGUUUGCCUACCCAUCAUGUAAAGUUAAAGGUUGGAACACCAAUUAUGCUCAUGAGGAAUAUUGAUCAGUCAGAAGGACUAUGUAAUGGAACAAAGUUGAUAGUAACAAAAUUGGGGACAUAUGUUAUUGAAGCUUCAAUAAUAGCUGGAAAGAACUGUGGCAAUCAGGUUUACUUCCCACGAAUGGAUAUGUCACCUUCACAAUCACCAUGGCCGUUCAAGCUCAACAGAAGACAGUUCCCCAUUAUAGUGUCAUAUUCCAUGACAAUUAACAAAUCCCAAGGACAGUCUUUGGAUACUGUUGGUCUAUACCUACCAAGGGAUGUUUUUACACAUGGACAAAUAUAUGUUGCACUAUCAAGAGUGAUAACAAAAAAAGGAAUCAGAAUAUUAAUACAUGACCAACAUGCAAAAGUUAAAACAAAAACUACAAAUGUAGUUUACAAGGAGAUCUUCAACAAUAUAUAA
Vicia villosa (hairy vetch) is the source of this 1470-nucleotide messenger RNA. RefSeq lists its product as uncharacterized. Bases 1 to 1470 code for a protein of 489 amino acids. The transcript is spliced from 4 exons. The record is from RefSeq and is a predicted model, not a curated record. NCBI's taxonomy places the organism in Eukaryota, Viridiplantae, Streptophyta, Magnoliopsida, Fabales, Fabaceae. Gene Ontology annotation, biological process: DNA repair; telomere maintenance. Gene Ontology annotation, molecular function: DNA helicase activity.